AUGGUGAUACAGCGAGACGAUUUCCUCCUACGUAGUGGUGCAGACCACUGGCCUCCUGAACUCCCUAAAACUCGAAAUACACGGACAGGGAGAUUUUCGAAAGGAAUGUUCCGUGAAGUAUUGUCAAGAUAUGCUCCAGGCUUACCCAUAGCGCAACAGGUUUCUAGACGACUGUUUGCAGCGGAAGCCAAUUUACAGCAUCCCGCAGAUACAAGCAGUCAACCAUCGUUAGACAGACCUAACGAGCAGAUGACUUCGACGGUUAGUCGUAGGAACAUUAAUCGAGUUUGCCUUAGUGGAACAGUAACAGGCAAACCGUUUUAUGGAACAACCAAAAAUGGCGGCAAAUUUGGAAUUGUUCGAAUUACUUCAAAUUCAUUUGGAGGUCAGUAUGAUUUCCGAGUGCGUUUAGGAACACGAACUUCGCUUGCAUAUUGCAGGGAAAAUGUCGAUGAAGGCUCCCACUUGUUCGUUUUCGGUCGUUUAGCGACUUUUCCAAGAGCUGCAGCGGAUGGAACGCAAGGUUCAAGUGGAACUGUAAUGGCAUCUCGCAUAUCGGUGGAAAGCAAUUCUGCUGCAGCUGCUGUUAAUGAAAACGAACAGUUCGAUGAUAUUGACUUGUCAGCCGAAGAGGAUUUAGAACAGAGUGAGACAAAAAAAUGAACGUCUUUAAUUUGUCAUUAUUUGUGAUUGUUUGUGUUUUCUGAUUGAGUUUCCGAAUCGUCCAUACCCAUAUAUGUGUAAGGAAUAUUUUUUCCAAAUAAAAUUAGAAUGGA
Messenger RNA from Loa loa (African eye worm), 776 nucleotides. RefSeq lists its product as hypothetical. Lineage: Eukaryota; Metazoa; Nematoda; Chromadorea; Rhabditida; Onchocercidae. Gene Ontology annotation, molecular function: single-stranded DNA binding. The record is from RefSeq and is a predicted model, not a curated record. The transcript is spliced from 6 exons. Bases 1 to 663 code for a protein of 220 amino acids.